AAAACCGGUAGCGAUGCCUGGUGGAUAGGAACAAACUUGGGACCAAGGAGAGACGCAGGCACAGGGCACCCUCGCAGCAGCGGACAGGGCACUGAGGGCCAGAGGCCGCAGGCCAGGGCAGCGGCGCGGCGGAUGCGGCAGGGACCUGCGUGAGGACUCCCUGAGCCUCGCACGGGCCACGAGUGAUCCUCAGGAUGCCUCACAACUCCAUCCGAUCCGGCCACGGAGGGCUGAACCAGCUGGGAGGGGCCUUCGUGAACGGCAGACCCCUGCCCGAAGUGGUGCGUCAGCGCAUAGUGGACCUGGCCCAUCAGGGCGUGAGGCCCUGUGACAUCUCCCGCCAGCUUCGUGUCAGCCAUGGCUGUGUCAGCAAGAUUCUUGGCAGUAGGUACUACGAGACUGGCAGCAUCCGGCCUGGGGUGAUAGGUGGCUCCAAGCCCAAGGUGGCUACCCCCAAGGUGGUGGAGAAGAUCGGGGACUACAAGCGACAGAACCCCACCAUGUUUGCCUGGGAGAUCCGAGACCGGCUCCUGGCUGAGGGCGUCUGUGACAACGACACUGUGCCUAGUGUCAGCUCCAUCAACAGAAUCAUCCGGACCAAAGUGCAGCAACCAUUCAACCUCCCCAUGGACAGCUGCGUGGCCACCAAGUCCCUGAGCCCAGGACACACGCUGAUCCCCAGCUCGGCCGUGACACCCCCGGAGUCACCCCAGUCUGACUCUCUGGGCUCCACUUACUCCAUCAAUGGGCUACUGGGGAUCGCCCAGCCUGGCAGCGAGAACAAGAGGAAGAUGGAUGACAGUGACCAAGACAGCUGCCGGCUGAGCAUCGACUCCCAGAGCAGCAGCAGCGGGCCCCGCAAGCACCUCCGCACGGACGCCUUCAGCCAGCACCACCUCGAGCCCCUUGAGUGCCCCUUCGAGCGGCAGCACUACCCUGAGGCCUACACCUCCCCCGGCCACACCAAAGGCGAGCAGGGCCUUUACCCGCUGCCCCUGCUCAACAGCGCCCUGGACGACGGGAAGGCCACCCUGACCCCUUCCAACACACCCUUGGGGCGCAACCUCUCGACUCACCAGACCUACCCCGUGGUGACAGAUCCUCACUCACCCUUCGCCAUAAAGCAGGAAAGCCCCGAGGUGUCCAGUUCUAGCUCCACCCCUUCCUCUUUAUCUAGCUCGGCCUUUUUGGACCUGCAGCAAGUCGGCUCUGGGGUCCCCGCGGGAGCCUCGGUCCCGCCCUUCAAUGCCUUUCCCCACGCUGCCUCAGUGUACGGGCAGCUCGCGGGCCAGGUCCUCCUCUCAGGGCGAGAGAUGGUGGGGCCCACGCUGCCUGGAUACCCACCCCACAUCCCCACCAGUGGACAGGGCAGCUAUGCCUCCUCUGCCAUCGCAGGCAUGGUUGCAGGAAGUGAAUACUCUGGCAAUGCCUACGGCCACACCCCCUACUCCUCCUACAGCGAGGCCUGGCGCUUCCCCAACUCCAGCUUGCUGAGUUCCCCAUAUUAUUACAGUUCCACAUCGAGGCCGAGCGCACCGCCCACCACCGCCACGGCCUUUGACCACCUGUAGUCGCCAUGGGGACAGUGGGAGCGACGGAGCAGCAGGAGGACCCGGGCCCGAAAGGAAUCUUUAUUUAUUACACGAAAAUAAUCACAAGUCCGGCACACGGGUCGCACUCCUGUGUGGUUGACUUAAUGAACCGUGAAAGACAGGAUGACUUUGCAGAAGGCCAGACUGUCCUCCGGGAUUCCUCAGUGAGACGGAGUCCCAGGGAGGGACGCCGCACCCUGAAACACGCAAAACUGGAGGGGUGCGGGGAGCAGAGGAGCUGCGAGCUUUAGGGGAUGGCAGGCAGCCCACAGGGGGCUGAGGAGCCCACGGCACCUCUGAGGCUCCACCAUCAACAUGCACUAGCGGUCGAUCAAUCGGUCCUGGGCUCUUAGCAGUUCCGUCUGGCCCAGGAGUCACAGCCAUAGGAAGGCUGUUCCCCAGCCACCCUGGGGGUCACUCACUGAGCUGCCCCAGAAUUGAGGCUCCUGCCCUCCACCUCCCCGACCCAGCCGGCUUGGCUCCGCCUGCACCUCCCCCUUGGCCACGGGCUGAGAGCCUAAGAGCCCCGCCAGUCAACCAAAAGCUCCACUGGCGGGCAAGGGCCCUCCUCUGCCUGCUCUGUGAUGCCCCACCACCCCAGCUUCUCCUCCUGCAGCUUGUCCCAGAGACCAGCCUCUGACAGCUGCACACAGACUUCCCCAGGGGCCCAGCGCAGGGCAGGCAGAGCUGCCAGGAACUCGUGUCCCUCCCAUCGGCCCUGCCUCGGCCCACGCCCCCCACACCUGAGGAGGCUGCUGCCACUCAGCCAGCCACGCAGGCUCCCUCUGCGCCUGCCGCUCCCGCCCCAGGCCUGACUGUAAAUACUGUAAAUGCAGCUCUGAUGGGUACGCUCCCUCUGUCCACCCAGACUGUGGCCUCUCUGAAGUGUCUCCCUGCCAUGUUGGGCUUCUCUCCCCGAUGCUUCUUUCUUUUUUAAAGACGCCACUACUGCCACUCAACUCAAUAAACCAUUACUCCAUUCCAA
Pipistrellus kuhlii (Kuhl's pipistrelle) is the source of this 2577-nucleotide messenger RNA. RefSeq names its product paired box 8 (gene PAX8). Gene Ontology annotation, molecular function: DNA-binding transcription factor activity, RNA polymerase II-specific; RNA polymerase II cis-regulatory region sequence-specific DNA binding. The coding region runs from base 195 to 1571 and encodes 458 amino acids. Gene Ontology annotation, biological process: anatomical structure development; regulation of transcription by RNA polymerase II. The transcript has 12 exons. The record is from RefSeq and is a predicted model, not a curated record. Lineage: Eukaryota; Metazoa; Chordata; Mammalia; Chiroptera; Vespertilionidae.